Messenger RNA from Phialemonium atrogriseum, 2255 nucleotides. RefSeq lists its product as uncharacterized. Gene Ontology annotation, molecular function: acyltransferase activity, transferring groups other than amino-acyl groups. Lineage: Eukaryota; Fungi; Ascomycota; Sordariomycetes; Cephalothecales; Cephalothecaceae. Bases 208 to 1932 code for a protein of 574 amino acids. The record is from RefSeq and is a predicted model, not a curated record. The transcript has 2 exons.
UGUACCUUCUCCUGAGGGCCGUCCCGAGGGCGGUUGUAGAUCCGAUUCCGGGAAAAGAAAUCAUUGCGAAAUCCCGAGCGAUAACUCCGCAGUACUCGUCUCAUAUGGAAUUUGGGCUUGAGACCUUCGAAUCCGUUGUAGGCGGCAUGGUUAUUCCAACCGGAUGAGCUGCAACCGGCCUGGUCCAGCAAGCAGCGUCUACGCAAUAUGCCUGCCAGGUGGAUUCACUCCGGUUGUGUCGCAGUGACUGACGGAAAACACCGCAUUUUGUGGUUGUCCAACCUCCCUUUCUUGUACAUACAUAUUUACAUCACCGCCAAGCCAAAUGAACGCCAAGCCAGAGCAUCGCCAAGCGAAAGCGUCGCCAAGCCAAAUCGUCGCCAAGCCAAAUCGUCGCCAAGGCCAACGAUGAGUCGUCUCAGUUUCCGAAGAUUCAUCAUGACCCGGGCGAGGGCGGCACCACCCCAGGUGCCAACAGAUCAAGUGGUGCCUAUGCUGUACUUUGACGACACAAACAUGACUCGAGGCAUGAUCAUGUGCCACACGAUGAAGUUCCACGACGUUCUCGACGCCGAUAAGCUGCAUAAUUCGCUGUCCCGGUUGCUGAGUCUUGGCGGUUGGAGGAAGCUUGGGGGCAGAUUGCGCCUUAAUAAUGCAGCCAAGAUUGAUAUCCACAUCCCGCAGAUGUUCACGCCCGAGAGGCCAGCGGUGCGUUACUCGCAAGUCAAGAUCGACACAUCCAUCGACAACUACCCACUGGCUGCCAAGCUCCCGACGAAAACGACGGAGCCAUCCAUACAGGCAGGCGCGGAGACGUUUCGAUCGCUGGGGUGCCGCGAGGGCGUGCCGACACGCAUCCAGGACUACCUGUAUUCCGACGAGCCGCAGUUCCAGCUACACGUUGUCUCCUUCACUGACGCGACACUGGUUUCCCUGGCGUGGCCCCACACCGUCACUGACGCAAUGGGCAGGCAGGCACUCUACAAGGCUUGGCAUCUGGUGCUCGCGGGCAGGGAAGACGAGGUACCGCCGUUCCUGAGCUUGGAGGACGAUCCGAUGCGAGAUCUGGGGUUGGACAAGCCGGCCAAGCCGUGGUUAUUUGAGGCCUUGCAGCUCAAGGGCCUGUCGAUGCUCUAUGCCGUGGUGCGCUACGUAUUGGGAACCAUCUUCUCGCCGGAAACAGAGGCACGGACAAUCUUCCUACCUGCCAAGACGGUCGCAGCAAUGCGGAAAAGGGCCCUCAGCGAACUCCCCGCGACAGAUCACGAGGGCAAGGCGACGUUCGUCAGCGACGGCGACGUGCUGACGGCGUGGGCGACACAGACGUCGUGCCGGCACAUGCGGCCGACGUCAAAGCGCAACGUGCUCGUGCUCAACGUCUUCGACCUGCGGUCGCGGCUGCCGAGCCUGUUCCGGUCCGAGGGCGGUGGCGUCUACGUGCAGAACGCGUCGUUUCCGUGCUUCACCAUGCUCCCGGCCGGCCAGAUGUUGCGGGACCGGCUGGGAGACCUCGCCAUGCGUAUCCGGCGGUCGAUCCGCGAGCAGGUCGGCGAGGAGCAGGUGCGGUCGCUGGCGUGGCUGCUGCGGAGGGCCUACGACACGACGGGGAACGCGCCCUUCUUCGGGCCGCCUGACAGCUACUUCGUCUUCUUUACCAACUGGUCCAAGGCCAAGUUUUUCGACACUGUGGACUUCAGUCCUGCCGUGGUGAAGAAGGGGAAGGGGGACAAAGAACGAACAAACGUAAUGGGCCGACCCGAGUAUUUCCACUGGCAGAUGCUGGGAAAGGGCUUCCUCUCCGCCCGUAAUGCCUUCAGCAUCACGGGUAAGGAUGCUGAGGGUAACUACUGGAUGGGGGGUAUUCUACACCCCGAAGUCUGGUCCAAUUUCGAAAAGGAGGUGGAGAGAUUGCGAGAGGAGCAGCCCAACUGAUCAGCAGUCCAACUGCGGCGAGUCGUAAUAAUUGGUGCAUUAUUAAUGGAAUUGGAAUGGAAAGUGCAGUAGUGUACACGUUGGGCACUCACGAUGUCCACCACCCGCUGAUCAUUCCAAUGAAUCCACACCAGGAGGGUGGCUCUCAAGCCGUCCAUGAAUACGCAAUCGGGCUAGCCUAGGUAGCUUCAGGGGCUUCCGAUUGGCGAGUCUUGGCAAACUUGCCAGCCACCACAGGCCAUGUUGACCUAUCGGGCCUUUGUCUACGGAGUAAGUCCAAAACGAAAGAUAACGACGGCCCGACAAAGAGCGCGGAUGAUGCA